GUGUUUUGCUGGGGAAGUUGCGAAAGGCCUCGGAGGAGUUUUCCUUUCUUUCUGUUUUUUUGCUUGCAAAGUGCCAGGCAGGGCGCGCUUGGCAGGCGACCGGGCAGCCCCUGGAGCGACGCUAAUUCUCUCAGGGAGGCUAAGCAGGGUGAGGCGAAAGAGGGAGAAAGAAAGAAAGGCGAGUUUGCAAGAGCCCUUCAGUCCCGGAGCCCCUUUGCAAGGGCGAGGGCGAGAAGAGGCGCGCGCCCCGGGCGGCUGGCUGCGGAGCUGCUCGCAAAAGCAGCGGCGCUUUCCGAAGAGCUUUGCAGAUCUGCUGAGACCGGGGCGGCGGGGGGCAGACAGACCGAAGACCGGCCUCCAACGGUGGUGCGAUGAGUCCUUUGUGGGGGAAGAAAACCCUUCCUCGCCGUUGUCUCUCUGCCCGACCCCCACAUCUGGAAUUGGGAAUUGCUGGCAGGUCGUUUCUGCAUGGCUGAUGCUGGAGCUGUGAGCCGAUCGCAGGGGCCAGAGCCUGGACCGCUGCUGGAGCUGCCAAGUUAGCACCCACAGGCCCCUUGGUCUUCCUCCGAGUUCCCAGCUGCCGUCCACCAACUACCAACUAUGAAGCCCAGCCGGCCUUUCUGCUUUUUGGGGUGCCUUCUCGUAUUCACAGCUGCCCUGGCUGCAGAUCUGGUGCCAAGGGUGACCAUCUGGACUGGAGACCCGAAUCGGAUCAUCCCUUCUUUCACCCAAGACGGAGUUCUGAACUAUGACAUCUUCCUCCUGAGCCCAGAUGGGGAGACUCUCUAUGUGGGAGCCAGAGAUGCUAUUCUGUCCCUUGACAUCAGAAACACUUCUCCCAUCCAGCUGAAAGGUUUGCUACCAUGGAAGGCCACGCCAGAGAAAAAGGAAGAAUGUGAUUUUAAGCAGAAAAGCCUUGAGACAGAUUGUUUCAACUUUAUUCGUGUCCUGGUACAGUUGAACGACUCGCACCUCUACACCUGUGGGACAUAUGCUUUUAGCCCUACCUGUGCUUACAUUGAACUGGAAGAUUUCAGCCUGGUUACUGGUGAAAACAAACAGCCCCUCUUCCAGAAAGGGAAGGGUCUCUGCCCCUACGAUCCUAACUAUGACAAUACAGCCAUUGUUGUUGACGGUGAACUUUACACAGGUACUAUGAACAACUUCCAAGGCAACGAGCCCAUCAUCACUCGCACCCUGGGCGACAGAGUAGUUCUGAAGUCUGAUUUCUUCUUUACCUGGCUGAACGCUGAUGCCGAUUUCGUGGCCUCUUUCAAUAUCCCAAGCCCCCCAGAUGACGACAAGGUCUAUUUCUUCUUUUCGGAAACGGGCGAGUAUGACUUCUUUGACAAAAUGAAGGUUUCCAGAGUGGCUCGUGUAUGUAAGAAUGACGUCGGAGGAGAUAAAGUGCUUCAGAAGAAAUGGACCACCUUUCUGAAAGCUCAGCUCAGCUGCUCCCACAAGGGCGAGUUUCCAUACAACGUCAUCCAGCACAUUGUUGCUGUCCAACAGCAGGGAGGUGUCACCGUUUUCUAUGGCAUCUUCGCUUCUCAGUGGCGGAAGGGAAACCUGCGGAGCUCAGCAAUCUGCGUCUUCAACUUUGACACUAUCAAACAAGCCUUUGAAGGGAAAUUCAAGGAGUUCAACAAGGAUUGUUCCCAAUGGAUGACCUAUAACGGGCCAAAUAUUGAUCCCCGCCCUGGCAGUUGUUCGGUUGGGCCUUCCGCAGACAGAGCCCUGACCUUCAUUAAAGAACACUUCCUAAUGGACAAGAAGAUCUUACCGGACAACAAUCAACCUCUGUUGGUGAAGCAGAAUGUCCAGUACACUCGGAUUACAGUACACCAGACCUCAAAUAUUGUCGGGGAUCCGUACACUGUGAUGUUCUUGGGGACAGAUAAUGGUUUCCUUCACAAAGUAGUGGUUACUGCCAGGGGAACUCACAUCAUCGAAGAGAUCCAGUUGUUUGAGGAGCCAGAACCUGUUCGGAACUUGCUGCUCUCCCCUGAAAAGGGCACCCUUUAUGUGGGAUAUUCUAAAGGUGUUCUGCAAGUACCACUGGCCAACUGCAGCAUGUACAGAAGCUGUGCAGAGUGUGUGCUGGCACGGGAUCCCUACUGUGCCUGGAACAGACAUCGCCACGAGUGCGCACAAUUCCAAGAUAUGGAGGACCUGAGUAACUGGCUGCAGGAUAUCAAGGAUGGGAAUCCCGGUCUCGGAUGCCAAAACAAGAGCAAACUCAUGCGAACUUUGCUAAGGUCUAUGAAUGACGUUGACGACGGAGUUGUAAAAACUUUGACCUCUUCGUUGAACUCCAUGGUACGGCUGACCUGCCCUCAUGCUUCCGCCCUGGCGAACUAUACGUGGAACUAUCCGACAGAUGAGAAGGCGGAAGGGCUGGUCAUAAAAGAUGACAAGGCCCUGGUUGUCAUUGUGCAGAAGGCCUCAUUGGGCACAUACGAGUGUGUGUCCAGCGAGAACGGGUACCAGCAGGUGGUGGCCAGCUACCGUGUGCUCACCCCAAAGCACCCCGACAUCCUGGGGAGCAGCAACAAAGAUGGCAUUGCCGAGGAGGGUUUGCCGCACCAGGCCAUGCCAGCUGGCAAGCGGCGUUCUUACUGGGUCCAGUUUGUGACUGUGACUGUGCUCCUUUCAAUGACCUUGGCUAUAGCGGUGGCUUUCGCUUUCUUUACUUAUCACGACCGGCUGAAGGCCAAGAACAAAGUUCAGGGGUCCAACACCCCCGAAAGCAGCAAAGCAGCCGGGCAACCGAAAGGACCCCUGAAUAGCAGCCCGAGCCCUCCACAAGGCAACGAGUACCAGAUGCAGGGCCCUCAACCAGACACAGCCACCGGUCCCAAACCCUGCUGUGUGCAGCUGGAGGGAGCUUUUCAAGUGAUCGAUGUCGACAACAACCGCUUGAACUCCACCUCGGUGAACGAGGACGACUCCAAAAGGGCUGUGGCCGUGGGAGGAGUCUAGCUUGACCUAGCUUGCCCCCUGCUGGCUGUUGCUGGGAGAGACCCUUCAAGAUACAUCUCGAGCUCACAGGCAAUCUGAAAAGAAUUCUUGGCCUAGCCAAUUCUAUGGCAGCAUUUGAAAAUACCAUCAGAAAACAAGGAGUUACUUCUGAAUUCAGUCUUUCUGGUCUUGUCUGUGUGAUGCCUCGUGCACCUGGAAACUGGCGCCAAGCAGCUGGCAGAAUCCGUAACAUUCACGGGUCUUUGGGGUCCCCCCUGCAUCCACACUUUCUCCAUAGAUACGGUACCGGACCCGACAUCUUCACCGCGACGUCUCCAUGCAGUCGCUUGUAGCCGAAUUCAUAAACCUCCAUGUGAAAUGUUUACAGAGAUCAGGGACAAACGGAUCCUUCCCUGCCUUUGAUCUCCUAGGCCCUGUCUGGUUUGGAGGGGUUUGGGGAGCAAGGUCGAGGCUGUGGGCUGCUUUGCUGGCUCAGCUCGAUGGUCUGGAUGUUUUGUGACAAAACAUCUGAACCAAGGCCUGGGAUUUGCGGAGUGUUCCCUCCCCCCACCAAAGGAAAGGGAGCUUACAAAGUGAUAGAUUUAAAGGGGGAGGCGGUCAAUUUUGGAGUGAGAUAUAAGCACAGCCUUCCUGUAUAAGAGAACAGCACAGCCGUGGCAUUUGCUGCAUGGGCAGGGAUCAGAGGCCGUCUUACCUUGAGGCAGAUUUGGGGCACUAUCAAGGGGGUCGAGUGGGAGACAAACUUUCUGACUCUAGGAGUGCCAGCCCCACUCCAAGGGUGCUCCAUGUAUUACAGUGUCCUUUAUGGUUCCUGGUCUGGGAGCUCCAUGUAUGAUGGUGCCUGGCUGAUGGAGCUGGCCCAAAUAUGGACCAAUAAGGUCUUGGGCCUUUUGUGGGAUAUGAGGUAUUGUGAAAGGGCGGGGUUCCAGACAGCAGCACCUGUGCCUGCUGGCCCCGUUGCAAAGGAAAAUGUGGACGGAAAGUCGAGACGUGUCAGCAAGAGAAUGCUUACGCCUCUUCAUGAAUCUGACUACCCCCUUUAAGAACACCCUAAAGGUCUGCUUGACCUAAAGACUGGUUUACAGUGUGUGUUUCGUGCAAAAAAAAAAAUGAAAAAAGUUAAAACUUCUGUAAUCCAAAUUCAGCACCAAGGAAAAAAAAUCCAAAUUCUUCUACAGUAGCAUAUUUUUCUCUUAUUUUUGCACAAUGUAUUCUGACAUUUUUACUAUUUUUGCAUAAAUUAUUGUGGUUUUGCUACUUGGAGGGGAAAGGGGCUAAGCAGGACUCAGAACGUUCUCUGUACUCCAAACCACUGGAAAUCUUGUUCAGAUGCCUUCCUUUGGGCUUCUGAGAUUUUACAUCUCUUCAUUCUCAUUAAGGACUAGAAAGCUGAGUUGUUUUGAAGGAAAGUUGAGAUGGACAAGAAGAGCAGUUUGAUACUCGGUGCCAUUUCCCCACAGCACUGUUAGAGAAUCUUAGCACAUACAACACCCUAGUUGAGACCUGGUGUGGUAGAGUGACUAGUGUCAGAGUAGGAAGACCUGGGUUAGUUACUUUUAAAGAAAACGUAUAUGCUGUCUCUCCGGAGACCUACUUGUGGUGAUGUUCAGUAUUAUAUUUUUCAUGUAGAUGGGGAACUCGGGUGGGAUUUGGACCAAGGCUGCAGAGUUUAUGGCAGAAACUGGAUUUGACCCCAUGUCUGGAAAUUAGAACGCUCUGUUUGUUCAUCCUGGCCACCUUAACAUGGGACCAAGGGAGUGUAUGGGAAGGAAUUUGUACAGCCAAGUGAAGGACAUUCUGAGUUUUUGAUAACAGCUGAGGCAGCAGCCUUAUCUUUUUACCCGGCAUGCUCUUCUCAUAGUCUGUUCCAACCAUACACUGAACAGCUUGAAGGAAAAGUUGUUCCACCAAGGUGGAGGCUGCCCCUUUUCAUCUUCCUUCAGAGGAAAGCUGAAUGUUUAGAAAUUUUCUUUCCCCACCUCUUCCCAUAUUUACUGCUGUAUUUCUCCAAAUAAUUAUAUACUUGUAUAGCACUGCUGACCCCUAGUGAGCAAAACAGCAAACUACAACUUCUAAUUACUUCCUUAGAGCUGCAGUCUCUCUCUCUUGGCACUUUCCCAGUUGGGGACCUUGACUGUUGGAAACACACAAGUUGGACCUGCUCUGUCGGAUGGAGCUGGUUACACCAAGACUGUAUUUAUUGUUCAAAUUGCAUUUUUUUUUACUGGUUCCAAGGACAUGUUAAUCUGAAUCAGACACUCUGAAAGCCCAGAAAGUCCACGAGCAUAAAAAUGCUCUGGACUCAGUAAACUGGAUGUAAUGUACUAGAAAAUCCUGAGCCCGUUUCAUGAGCCACUGCACAGGGGGCAGGGGGGACUGCAGUUUUGCAUUUGCGUGUCUGUUUGAUUGACACAGCUUCAGGGACUGGCAUCAUGGGGCGGCUGUCGAGGGUCCGAGACCCACCACACCAAGCAGUGGGGUCCGCAGGAAAGCAUCUUCCCAUGGGGUCCUGGAAAGAGCUGCAGCAGCCAGUUCUGGUUUCUUGACUAGCGUUCUGCUGCAAUCACAUUUAUAUGUUAGCUUUGUAGGUGUAUACUCAAAACAACUUUGCACCCAGAACUUUGUGUGAAAACAGACUGAUGGUUGAAGGGGGGGGGGACCCCCACUGCUGAGUCUUAAGGAAACAGCAGCUAUCAGUAUCUCUUGCAGCUUGUGUGGGUUUGUGUGCAUGCAUGUUUGUUUGUAUGAGAGAAAUGUUCUUAACUGUGAUUUAAAAUGGCCACUUAUUCCAAGAAGGGGGGGGGGCAGCCCAACCACCCCAGCCGGUUAUCAUUUGCGACCAAGAUUCUAUAAUUGGAAUUCAAUGGGUUGCAAGAACGGAAUACAAAUCCUAGGAAAUUGUUUAAUUUGUAUCAAACAAGUAAUGAGCGAUAACUUUACUUGGUCUGUGGCUUUGUUUGGGAGGGAGGAGGGACAAGAAUAACCUUGUUCCAGUGGGAAGUCGUCUGUACUUUACUCUUCAUCUAAAUGUUUUUCCAUGCCCUUGUUGGGGGAAAGACACUUCCCUGUGACCCAGGAGGUGCUGUCUACCAACUGAAACAGGUACAGAUGUUUGGACAAUCCAAUUUAAGUUUUAAUAUUUGGCCAUUUUCCUUGAGUUGAUUAAAGGUUUUAGCGCCCCCCCCCCCCCCCCAGCAAAGUAAAUUUCAUCGAGGACAUCAUGAGCCUGUAAUCUGUAGUCUGGGAGACAAGUUUAAGCAAGUUGCAGAUCAUGAGAGAGGGUUUAUUUCCCAUGGAUUGCCCCCCCCCCCCGACUUAUCUGUCCCAUCUCUUGAACUAGAAACAACCACCUUCAGCUCUCUGGGAAGGGGAAUGUCUUCAGCUUUGUUUUCCCUUUAUUGGAAAUAAAUAAUACACCAAUUUGGUGUUUUGACCUUUUAGUUUCUCGUUGUGUUUAUAAUUUUUUAAAAAGAUGUAAAUCUUUGUUGCAUUUAUACAUGCUAUUUUUAUUAAAAAUGUGAUAUUACUACAA
Messenger RNA from Eublepharis macularius, 6514 nucleotides. RefSeq names its product semaphorin 4A (gene SEMA4A). NCBI's taxonomy places the organism in Eukaryota, Metazoa, Chordata, Lepidosauria, Squamata, Eublepharidae. Gene Ontology annotation, molecular function: semaphorin receptor binding; chemorepellent activity. Gene Ontology annotation, biological process: positive regulation of cell migration; negative regulation of axon extension involved in axon guidance; negative chemotaxis. Bases 601 to 2982 code for a protein of 793 amino acids. The transcript is spliced from 16 exons. The record is from RefSeq and is a predicted model, not a curated record.